GACGGUACUGAAGAAUUUGACAGCGCCCCGAUUGUGCCAUGCGGAUACGAGGUUCUCCAACAGUUGGACGGAGUUGCGUUUGGGGAUGAGACCGCGGGUAAGAAGAAGAAACGGAAGAAGCGGAAGAAGGGUGCAGGGAGUUCCGAUGUUAUAUGGAAGAAGAAAAGUAUAUUUUUCAGAUUGCCGUAUUGGGAAGACAAUUUGCUUCGGCACAAUCUUGAUGUUAUGCACAUAGAGAAAAAUGUCAUGGACAAUAUACUUGGCACUAUUUUGGAUAUAAAAGGGAAAACGAAGGACAACUUGGCAGCUCGGCUGGACUUGCAGGAAAUGGGGUUGAGACCUAAGUUGCAUCCGUUCACGGCCGCCAAUGGUAAAACGUAUAUUCCCGCUGCCUGUCACACCAUGACUAGAGAGGACAAAGAAAGUUUUCUGAAGGUUCUUCGAAAUGUGAGGGUCCCGGACGGAUACGCCUCGAACAUUUCACGAUGUGUUCGGCUGAAGGACCGUACAAUUUCCGGGUUGAAGAGCCACGAUAGCCACAUACUGAUGCAACAGCUUCUUCCAAUUGCACUGCGUAAGUCAUUGCCUGAUAAAGUUGUUAGACCUCUUGUGGAGAUUUCGGCAUUUUUUAGAGGCAUAUGCUCAACAAAGCUAUCACAAGAAGAUAUGGACCGACUGCAGGGUGACGUCUGUAUCACUUUGUGCAAACUAGAACAGAUAUUCCCUCCAGGGUUUUUUACGAGCAUGGUCCACUUGGUCGUGCAUCUUGUGCGCGAGUGUAGACUCGGCGGACCCGUGCAGUAUAGAUGGAUGUACCCGGCAGAGAGGUAAAAUUCAGCGUAAUAUGUAAAUAUAUAAUUUGAUUUAAAUGUAACCAUAAUUGACGACAAUUAAAUUGUCGUGUAUGUGUGUACACCAGGAGUCUGGGGCAUUUCAAGUCUACUGUGCGCAAUAAAGCGGCUCCUGAGGGGUGCAUUGCGGAGGGGUACAUAGCGACCGAGCUGGUAACGUUCUGUUCAAGGUAUCUGAAUAACGCACCAACAUUCCACAACAGACCUCAGAGGAAUCCUGAUGGAUCCAAGGGGGCGGGCACGCGUGUUACCCUGAACCGGUUGAUAAUGCACCAGAUUCAUCGUUAUAUUGUGUUCAACUCUGAAGAGUUUCACAAUUUGCGGACGAUGCACAAAGACGCGCUUAGGCGAUCAUGCACUAGAGGUCGCAUUACGGAGGCUCUUAUUGAAGCAGAACAUCAUGAGCAGUUCUGCGAAUGGUACCCUGCAUAUGUCGAUGGCCUUGACGAUCAACGUAGGGAGGAAUUGGGCCACAACUUGGUUAUGCGUUGUAGAGGGCUGAAGGAGACAGCGGUCAAGUACAACAGGUACGUGGUAAAUGGGAAAUUGUUUCGCACGCUUGCCCAUGAUGUGGGAAGGAGGACUCAGAACAGCGGCGUAUGUGUUCCUACCGUUGAAGGCGAAACGUACUACGGGCAGUUAACCGAUAUAGUUGAGGUCGAGUACUAUGACAGGACUACGUACGUCCUAUUUAAGUGCAAUUGGGCAGACCCCACGAUGGAAAGAGGAUUCACAAUAGACGAGUAUGGCCUAGUGUUUGUCAACUUCAAUCACCUCGUCCACAGGGGAGAACUGAUUCAGGACGAGCCGUACGUGCUUACAUCUCAGGUGGAUCAAGUAUUCUACGUCGAAGAUGGAAGGAACCCAAAUUGGGUUUGUGCGGUUAGGACCAAACCGCGCAACGUGUACGACGUUGGCCAGGGGGAUGGGAGUAAUGAGGAUGGUACAACCUACCAUGAGUGCGUACCGCUCGUACUAGCCACUGAUGACCUACCUGAUACGAAUGAUGAAUUCGAGUACGACAGGCCCGACAUUGAUCCGAUUGAAGCUCCCGUGAUACAAUGAUUGAUGUAUUUCUUGUAUUGAUGGACCAGGGACGCCAUCCUUAUGCAUAUCGGGCACCUCGCCCACCCGUGCCCCCCAUGACCACGCCCACUGAUUCGACGCCAGUAUAUACUGCGGCGUGGCCACCCCACCCAGACGGGGCUUAUAGACCAUUGUUGCCGGGUAUGGUGGCCGUGCCCACGUCAGAUCACGGGCAGACCAGCACAGCUGGAGUUGGCAGCUCU
Alnus glutinosa is the source of this 2140-nucleotide messenger RNA. RefSeq lists its product as uncharacterized. The record is from RefSeq and is a predicted model, not a curated record. Lineage: Eukaryota; Viridiplantae; Streptophyta; Magnoliopsida; Fagales; Betulaceae. The transcript has 4 exons. The coding region runs from base 1119 to 1916 and encodes 265 amino acids.